Molecule: messenger RNA, 2301 nt
Organism: Fasciola hepatica (liver fluke)
Lineage: Eukaryota; Metazoa; Platyhelminthes; Trematoda; Plagiorchiida; Fasciolidae
Source: the annotation of a GenBank genome assembly
AUGGAAGCAGCUUAUGUUUUUCCGUUGAACGAUGUAGCUCUUUUUAACUUUGAAGCAAGAAUCGAGGACAGGAUUAUUGUAGCUGAAUGUCGUCCGCGUGCCGAGGCCAAAACUACCUAUGACGAUGCGGUGGCAUCUGGGCAUACAGCUUACAUAGCGGAACAGGAUGAAGGUUGUGAAGAUGUGUUUCGAAUGCGACUGGGCAACAUCCCGGGUCGUUCUGCUGUCACAAUUAUGCUGAAAUACGUAAACCAGCUGGAUGCAGAGAGCUUGGUAGAUGAUAAUAUUCACACAAGAGCUACAUUUACUCUACCAGGUUUUUUAAAUCCGCGUUACACGCCAAAAGAGUCUCGUAUCGACAAGGAGUUUGAUAUCAUAGACCGGUCUGAAACGUUAAAACCAUAUUCCAUGAAUUUUACGGGUGAUAUUACCAUGCCGUUUCGAAUGAUAGCAGUGUCUUCACCUCAUGAUAAAUUUGAAGUUGAGUGGCGUUCAACCGAUCAAACAUCCGCAACGGUCAAACUAUCCGCAUUCCAGCCAGAUCACGAUUUGCAAAUGGUGAUUGAUUUUGAGCAGAAAUUGGAUUCUUUUGCCGUUUGUGAAUGGGGCGAUCGUCAAGCGAAUAACAUUCUUUCCAAAGACUGCAUUAUGGCUCAGUUCAUACCCGAUUUCACGGAGUUUGUGAACGAGAUAGAGACGCGAACCGAGGUGUACUUUAUUAUUGACCGCUCUGGCAGCAUGAGCGGGAGCAAUAUUGAAUGUGCGGCAGAGUCACUGUUACUGUUUCUCAAAAGUCUUCCAUCAGGCUGCCGUUUUCAAAUUAUCGGCUUUGGUUCUACUUAUGAAACACUGUUCCCGGAACCGGUUGAAUACAAUGAACAGAGCUUGGCCCGUGCGAUCGAAUGUCAGAGAAAAUUGGAGGCUGAUCUCGGUGGUACAGAGGUAUACCCGGCUCUGGAGGAGGCGCUUAAAGCUCCUUUAACGGGUUCCGGUUGGUAUAAGCAGAUAAUCUUCUUCACCGACGGGGAUGUGUCCAAUGCAGACGAGGUCAUUGGUCUUGUACGCUCCCAUGUGAAUCAGGCAUGUAUUUUCCCGAUAGGAAUUGGCUGUGGUGCGAGCACAUAUUUGGUCAACGGAAUCGCGCGUGCUGGUCGUGGUGUGUCCACAUUUAUUCGGCAACCUCAAGAAUUGCGUGCUGCAACCAUGAGUGUUCUGAAUGCCGCGUUACAACCACGUGCUUCAAACGUCCACAUUCAAUGGGACCUUAAGUCUUCGGAUGCAUCGGGUCGUUUGGUUCCAUUGGAUAUAGUAUCUAUUCCACAGCGUGUACCGCCAAUUUUCAAUGGACGCUUUGCCACAAUCUUUGGCUUGUUGGACUACAAUCACGAGCAUACCCUUUCCGGUCAUAUCACUUUGGAGUGCGAGGUGAUGAACAAAAAACAGACAUCCGCUGUGAACAUGGCUGAUGUGAUAUCGGCACAACGAGUCCUGAAGGAGAAUAUUGACCUGCCAUUACAUCGGCUGGCAGGGAAAGUACAGUUGAAUGAACUCAGUGACCAGCACAAAGCGAUCCAGAUUCAAGGAAAAGAGAGAGAUAACAAAGAUAUUGAGAAGGACACUGAAUGCGGAGAGUUUCGGAAGAAAAUAGAACAGUUAUCUAGUGCCUUGAAUGUGAUCUCACCGUUUACAGCGUUUGUUGGUGUUGAUCCGGUGAAGCGUGAACCCGUAAAACACGCUCGUCCAUCUACUCCCCCUGAUUUCUCGCAAUGCAGUGGCUUUGCAUGUGCAUCCAUGGCUGCGACUGCUUUCGAUGUACCAGAUUGCGCAUUGAGAGGCAUGGCUCAAGUCGAAUGUGAUGACGAAUUCGAGAUGAGCGCUGAUGAUGAUGAUGAGGAUGGGCAAAUACAACCGGUACCAUCAUCCGUGAAGCCGAAAGAACGUGAUCCGCUAUUAUGCCUGGUCGAUUUGCAACGGGCCGAUGGAUCGUGGGUUUUGGAUGCUGAGUUUUGCGAAUGUCUAAGCUUAUCACUCACUGUUGUGCAGUCCGCUGUUCCCAAAACCUGGGAUGCCAUUCACACAAAGGGACCUGUACCCGAGGCUGCAUGGGCUACUGCGCUCGCGUUGGCCUACUUCGAAACCACAUUGGAUACUCGUGCAUCGGAGUGGAAGUUGUUGGCAAGAAAAGCGAGUGGUUGGUUGAUGAAGCAAGUCACUGUGGGAAUCAGUGACGCAAACUGUGCUAAGGAAUACUGUGAUAAUCUGAUUGCCGAAGCGAAAACAUUUCUGACGAAUAAGAUUUAG